This is a messenger RNA of Trichosporon asahii var. asahii CBS 2479, 1245 nucleotides long. RefSeq lists its product as uncharacterized. Gene Ontology annotation, molecular function: ATP binding; DNA ligase (ATP) activity. The record is from RefSeq and is a predicted model, not a curated record. The coding region runs from base 1 to 1245 and encodes 414 amino acids. Gene Ontology annotation, biological process: DNA repair; DNA recombination. Lineage: Eukaryota; Fungi; Basidiomycota; Tremellomycetes; Trichosporonales; Trichosporonaceae. The transcript has a single exon.
AUGGCGCUGUUUGAAGCCCUUUCGACUCGUCGGGCAACCGGCUCUGCGGCUGACCGCCUGGUAGCUGGCUUCCUCAUGCAGCACGGAGUGCAUGGCAAGGAACUUGAAACGUUCAGGCAACUACUCGAUCGGAACCUCGUCGCUGGCUUUCGCUCACGGACACUGGAAAGUGUACCAUGGCCCUCCAUCUCACCAGCGCAUUACUCCCCGCCUUUCUCUACCCAUCCCAACGCUACGGAAGACGCUCCGGCCGCUGCCUCCAGUGCAAGCUACCCAUGGACGAAUCCCAAUCGCAGCUGGGACAUUAGCGUUGCGCUCGGGUUACCGCUGAAGCUGCCAUACGAGGUGGAAGGCAAACUGGCAUCAAGAAAGUACGAUGGUGUGCGUGUUGUUGCCAUCAUCGACCUUGUGGGAGAUGACGUUGUCUCGGUGCGCUUCCUUUCGCGACAAGGAAACGAGUUCACAUCCCUCGCCCGUCUGGAGGAAGUUCUCCGGAAUCUCAAGCCUCAAGAUCUUCCAAGGAAGGCGGCCUACAAGGUAGACGCGCUGGAGGGUCUGGAGCACGAGCCGCUGCCGGUAUCGGACAGCCCAAAGUACAGGAUCGUGCUCGAUGGUGAAGUUUGCGCUAUGGUGGGCGGGAAGGAAGACUUCACUGCCUCCGUAUCUCAGAUCCGACGACAGGCGACUAUGGAGCAGCCGACCUACCUCGUCUUCGACGCACUGACUUGGCACGAGUUCUCCUCUGCCACAGGCUCCAGGCCACUCAGCGACCGGCUUUCCGACGUACGUGCCCUUGAGUCUGCCCUCUCGUCUCCGCGGUUCAGCGCCAUCAAGCAAGAGCGCGUGCGAGACGAUGCACACCUCGCAACACUGGUGGCUGAGGCAGCAGACCGCGGCUGGGAGGGCCUAAUCCUGCGCUCGGAUGUCGGCUAUCGUGGGAAGCGCACCGGCGACAUCCGCAAGCUGAAGGCGUGGGCUGAGGCGGAGUUCACGGUCAUCUCUCGGGCCGUUGGAAGGAUCGCACUCGCGGGCCGUGUACAGAAGGCGUGCACAUCGCUCACCGUCGAUCACCGUGGCCACCCCGUCAGCGUUGGCAGUGGACUGAGCACAGCGCAGCGGUUGCGCUUCGUUGAUAAGGCCGAGAUCGUCGGCAAACAGGUCACAGUGCAGUACUUCGAGGAGACGGAGAAGAGUCUGCGCUUCCCAACUGUCAAGCGAGUAUGGGAUGGCGAGAGGGACGUGUAG